This is a messenger RNA of Lethenteron reissneri (Far Eastern brook lamprey), 1521 nucleotides long. RefSeq names its product barrier-to-autointegration factor A-like. The record is from RefSeq and is a predicted model, not a curated record. Gene Ontology annotation, cellular component: nucleus; condensed chromosome. Gene Ontology annotation, biological process: chromosome organization. Gene Ontology annotation, molecular function: DNA binding. Lineage: Eukaryota; Metazoa; Chordata; Hyperoartia; Petromyzontiformes; Petromyzontidae.
ACAGUAAUAAGUUAUUUUUCACGACACGAUACUUUAUCAAUGAGUCACUGGCGUGCUAAAUUUGUAAAGCUUUUAAAGCAUUAAGGUGUAAUGUAAGGAAUUCAGUGAAAAAUAUAAACAUGGAAGUGAAACGCGAUCCAAUUAUUUGGUCUCUGGCCACCUAUUUGUGCAGUUUGACUAGCGGGUUUGUUCACGCAUAUCGUCUCCGUCGAAUUGUUUCGUUUAUUAGUUAAUAGCUAGUUAUUGUGUCGUUUGAUUAAUGCUAUGUUUCAUUCAUCGUUUUGCUCGCACGUUAUUUUGGGCAACUGUACAUGGCGAUCCGUUUAUAGAUACCCCACUAAAUUGAAAUGAUUAAAACAUUUAUCGGUUGCAGAAAAGAACGCACCAGCAAUGUUGGGCAAAGUAAUAUAAUCAGUGUUGAACACAUUUAACAAGUGUAUCGAGAUUAUAUUAUUGGUUCUUUCGGUAAAGUCACGUAGAAGGGAAAUAAUAAAAUAAUACAAAUAUAAACAAUAAACAUUUUAUUGAGAUUGUUGGAAUACAUAGCGAGACUUUCACGUUUAUUUCAAAGUCCUCUACAAUUCCUGUUAUGUGUGUGGUACGUCUAUAAACGUAUCACGGUACUGUAUCAAACUUAUGGGGGAUGGGAAGCGAUUAGACUUCCGAUGCUCGGCUCACGGCUAACAUCAGUGGCGUGGCUCCAACACCUUCACCAACCCGCCUGAUAUUGUAUCGAUUUCCAAUUAAUUUCAACUCCAGCGACCGAAAGCAGAAGAGAAUCAAGUAUCAGAGCAGUGAAUUUGAACAAAUUCAAGUUUGUGUUCUUAUGUAAUUACAGAAGGAGUUGUUGCAGCACUAAGGUUCACGCGGAUAACACAAUGUCGUCGACUUCUCUGAAGCACAAAAUGUUCAUCAUGGAGCCCAUGGGGGAGAAAUUGAUCACGACUUUGCCUGGCAUCAACAGACAGAGGGGCACUCAACUGAAGAAAGAAGGAUUUGAUAAGGCAUUCAUGGUUCUGGGACAGUUCCUGCUGCUUCGCAAGAAUGAGGAGCUCUUCAAGGAGUGGCUCACGUACAUAUGUGAGGCCAACAGCCGGCAAGCGUCGCAGUGUUUCAAGUGUCUCAUGGAUUGGUGCGAUGCGUUCCUGUAGCAGGCUUUGUCGUGGGCCACCUGGCUGGUGUUGCCCUCCUAGCCAGACUGUGGGGAGCAAUUGGAGUACAUUCAAUUUAAUUUGAUCAAUCAUCAUCAUUAGCCAUAAUCAACCCACUGCUGGAUGAAGGCCAUCCCAAGUCGUCACCAUCUGUCGCCUGCACAUCAGCUUAAUUCAUUGCUCCAUCUCAGCAGGAGAUGCCCUCACGGCUGCGUUCCCACAUACAUCCCAAUAUGCUACGCAACCUGCUUCAUUGGGGUGAUGUUAAGGGAAUACUGUGAAUGGAAAAAUGUUCAAGUAGCUAACUUAAUGUGAAAACAUUGGCAAUUGCGUUUUUUUGCAGAAUUUGUUGCACUUGUUUGAACAUGAA